Molecule: messenger RNA, 1581 nt
Organism: Colletotrichum costaricense
Lineage: Eukaryota; Fungi; Ascomycota; Sordariomycetes; Glomerellales; Glomerellaceae
Exons: 5
Coding region: 1-1581 (526 amino acids)
Source: RefSeq, a predicted model, not a curated record
AUGACGACUGCCACCCGUUUUACGACAUCGUACAACGCGUAUGGUCAAUAUCCACGGAACCAUCUGUCUGCCGCUGCCUACGGCACAGCGGCGCUUGAUCGUCACCGGAAGAGGCUGUGGGAGUGCAAGGAUCAACUCUUCACUGCCAAAGGUCUCCAGAAGGGAUACUAUCUUCCGUUCCGAGAUAUAUCCGCAUCUGGUUCAGUGAAGAAAAGCAAAAUUCACAGCGACGAACAACUCCGAGAUUUUCUCUGCAGCGGUUCAUCAAACGCUACAGCCAACGACAAUACGUCGGUAGUCCGAUCAAACUUCAAGGGAGACGAGACUUGUCGAUUUGUCUUCCUGUGCGCUGAGAGCGCAAUAGGACCAUUGGAGAUAAGUGCAAUGAUGCUUUUCCAGCUCUUGAGCUUCUAUCAGGUCAUGCUGCACUUUUUGGACUUUCUCUAUGUCUAUGCAUCUCUCCAUGGCGACGACAAAGAACUCCAUUUCAGCGGAUUUAGAACGCAGAAAACUCUCAUAAACCCGUUACCGGCAACAAUUCUGCCUGAGCUUGGCCGAAGUGGCAGACAAUAUCAGCUAUGUUACAAUCUCAAGACCGCCGUAGACAAAGGUAGUGAUGGUUGGAAAACCCGGCAAGCAGCCAUUCAUCAUCAAUUUGAUAUUGGUCAGAACACACAGCUAUGGAUCAUCGGAGACCCUCGUUCAUCUAUCAAGAAAAUCAUCGGCGAGCUCUAUCCUGAGAAUCAUGUUUAUCCAACCAGCUUCAGUACGUUUCAGCAAAGUUUCAAGUCAUCCAUGGACGUACACUUAGCUCUUGCAUCUUGGGCAACGUCAGAAUGGAGAUGGAACAUUCGGUUUCUUGAAGAGAGGGCCGAAAUUUUGACCCUCAAAGCUACACUUGUUAAAGAAAAGGCACACAUCGAAACUUUGGAUCCCGGUUCUCUCAGCUCGGUUCAGAGAUGGGAAGAAAAGACAACUGACACCGUCAUGUCUAUGGAAUCGAAUGUUAAUAUUCUGAAGCUUCUUCAGAGAUUCUACAAAGAUCUAUUAAAGGACAGCGAUUUUCCUCCGAGAGAGCGGCGUGCAUGCCAACAGGGAGUAAAGAACUUCUGUUUUCAGCUAGAAGAGCUCAUCUGUGACAUGCAAAUGCAAAUCGCUAGAGCACGAGUAUUGAUGAAAGUUCUCGCUGAGCGGAAGACGAUGCUCAUUCAGAAUCUGCAGGCCCAAAGUGCCAUUAUUUCGUCAAGACUUGCAGCUAGUAUGUAUGACCAAGCCGAUCGCAGUGCGAUAGAAGCCAUUGCCGUCCGAAUAGUCACCAUUGUGACUGUGGUUUAUCUGCCCGCAACCUUCUCAAGUACCUUCUUCAGUACAGAUGUUAUCAAAUAUCAGAACGGCGAAAUUUUCUCGAAAGUGGCCCUUGAUCGCUUUCUAGAAGUGACUCUUCCAUUGAUGCUUCUUACUUUCGUUCCUGCAGGGAUCUGGUUCUGGAUCGAGAGGCGAAAGAGAAGGAAGACAUCUCGCCGUGCCAAGGAAGCGUUGGUCGACUUGUUUUCUGAAGAGACGGAUCUCGACAACAAAUGA